UGGUGCUGCUGCAGCCGCACGUGGUCAACUGAGUCCGCCUCAGACUCAGCUGCGCUCCGCGUCCUCAGCAGCAGCAGCUUGCCUUCCUGCUCGUCCCGCUCGCUAUGUCCGCUUCCACCGGCUGCCCGAUUCCUGGGGGCAGGGACCGGUUGCCCGAUGGCUACAGCACCACGCCGGGGGGCACGCUAUACGCCACUACCCCGGGAGGCACCAGGAUCAUCUACGACCGAAAGUUCCUGCUGGAGUGCAAGAACUCACCCAUUGCCCGGACGCCUCCCUGCUGCCUCCCUCAGAUUCCCGGGGUCACAACUCCUCCAACAGCCCCACCCUCCAGGCUGGAGGAACUGAAGGAGCAGAAGGAGACAGAGGAAGAGACACCCGAUGACGCACAAUUUGAAAUGGACAUCUAAUCCAGUGCAGAGGACCACGUGUGAAGUUAGACGACUCCCUCAUGCCGCUGCUGCAACCACCUCUUCCUGGGCUAUCCAAAGGCCAGCUGACCUCAUCUAACCUGGGAGUGACUGUUGGUCUGGCCUCUCUUGUUCUGAGGCAACUAGACCAGGGAUAGGAUUGGGCAACUUGCCAAGCCCUUAGCUCUACUUUCUCUUUGGUCUGUAGACACUCCUCCCAAACCCCCAGCCCUCCAUUGCCAGGCUGUGGCUACAACUGGGGGAUGUCACUUUCUGACUGCUUAGUAAACAUUCAAAGAAGU
Molecule: messenger RNA, 712 nt
Organism: Manis javanica (Malayan pangolin)
Lineage: Eukaryota; Metazoa; Chordata; Mammalia; Pholidota; Manidae
Gene: EIF4EBP3
Product: eukaryotic translation initiation factor 4E binding protein 3
Biological process (GO): negative regulation of translational initiation
Cellular component (GO): cytoplasm
Molecular function (GO): eukaryotic initiation factor 4E binding
Source: RefSeq, a predicted model, not a curated record